Selaginella moellendorffii is the source of this 878-nucleotide messenger RNA. RefSeq lists its product as uncharacterized. The transcript is spliced from 4 exons. NCBI's taxonomy places the organism in Eukaryota, Viridiplantae, Streptophyta, Lycopodiopsida, Selaginellales, Selaginellaceae. The coding region runs from base 21 to 878 and encodes 285 amino acids. The record is from RefSeq and is a predicted model, not a curated record.
CUCCUUCUUAGUGACCGAAGAUGAAUAAGAAUCUGCUCACCGAGAGAGCGCUUCGCGAUGUCUUCGAGAUCACGAGUUACAUCACAGUGGGCACCGAAGAUAAUCCAUUCGAAUAUGGACACCGGCCUCGUAAGUUCCAAGGAUUUCUUGCUCGCAGCUCAAGCAGCUCGCUUCAAUUUGCUCUUUUGUGUGCAGCGCUGCCGUCUCAGCUCACUGGCAAGCAAUUUAUGACCAAUCCUGGAAAGCACGGAAAGACCAUCGAUGUCUACUUCCAGAAAGAGCACCCUUGGGUCUCCGAUGGAGACCCAUACGCUGAUCGGAUCAUGUACGCCGAGCUCCAGCCUGAAAGAUACAAAGGUUUCUUAACGUCAGACUUUUCCAAGAGAGAUGAGUUUAGCAAUGUCGUGCGAACGAACCAGUAUCGGGAGCAGCUCAAGAUGGACUACAAGCACUCGGUUAAAUCGCUGGAAACCAUGGCGAAGAAAAUGAAAAAGCUAGAAAAGGAUGCGACCAAAUCCGAGAGAAAACCCACACGGGCUUGUCAAUUACUCCCUUCUGUUCCAAAUGCCAUCACGAGACAUACUACUGCCAACACAGAGCGGCCUAUUGCUGCAACAAUCCCGGCAUUGAAAAGGUUGAAGUUUUCAAUCGAAAUAAAAGUUCUGACCUUGUGGAAGUCUUUGCGUGAUCAGGAAAGUGGUGGCUAUCGAACUGCCAAUGAUGAGAUCGGAAGAACAGCAAAGACAUUCAACUACGCUAAGCCACAAUUUGCCAAUAAGCCCGUCAUCAAGGACACCUUCUACAGAAGACAAAACAUCUUCUAUCCUGCGAGGACAAGGACGAAUUUCUGUAAUCAAGUUCUCGUCGAGGAGGAGUAA